UAAGUACUUCAAGGCGAAUGCGUGUUUGAUUACAUUCGAUGUAAAACAUGAAAACUUUAUUAUAUUCUUGUAUAGUUGACAAAAAGAGAAUAUUUUAGUAGAAUUUAUGACUGAACGAUCUAGAUCUUUAACGUAUAAACAUGUUAAUUUACGAUGUUAUGCACAAAGAAGCAGUAUAUCAUUCAGUUGUUAGCAAUCUUCGUAAUUAUGGCGUUAAAUAUCGGUUUAAAAAGAGUAUGUUUAAAACCGAAAGAGUCGAAGGAAUUAAACAUAUAUCGAAGAAAGUUUUCAAGACUCCUUUGUCGUAUCAACCGUUGGACGUUGUGAAUCUGUCUUCGGGUGGUAUUGUGCACGUGCCAGUUUUUGUCAGUCAAGCUGCAACCUUUUUAGAAAAACAUAUCGUUCAAGAAGGGUUGUUCAGAAAGGCGGGAUCGCAGCUUCGACAAAAAGAAUUAAUAGUUCGUUUAGACAAUGGUGGAACCUUGGGAGAAAAGCAUAAUGCAAUCGACGUAGCAAAUUGCUUAAAGACCUUCUUUAGAGACUUGCCGGAACCGUUAAUUCCCUUUACUUAUCAUGAUUUAUUUGUGCACUGUGCCAUGCUUAAAGUUUAUCGUGUACAAGCAUUAUUGUUAGCUUGUAUCCUUCUGCCACCACAUCACCUCAAUACUCUGGCAUUUUUCAUGGAGUUCUUGAGGAAGGUAUCAUUGUAUGAAAAACAGAAUAAAAUGAGUAUCGAUAAUCUAGCAAAAGUUAUUGGACCAAAUAUCAUGCCUCUGCAGGAAGCAACCAUGUCAGCUGUACAAAUGCGUCUUGAAUUACAUUUUAUUGUCGUCAAGACUUUAAUUGAAAAUGCAGAAGGUAUUGGAGUGUUACCAGAUCAUAUAAUGCAAGCUAUUUCUAUGGAAACUAUUGGAAGCACAGAUAAUGAAUUAGAUGUGUCUGAUUCUCGUUCAAAAUCCAGAAAAAAGAAACACCGCAGUGGAAGCCUUACACGUAAGCCACAUCUAAGUGCUUCCAACCUCAAUCUAAGAAUGUUUAAUGGUUUAAAAAAGAUUGUUGGCAAGAGUACUAUACCUGAUGAUGAUAAUGCAUCUGAUAAUCAGAGACUUUCUGGAAAUUGUGAUUUGUUACAAGCAUCAAAUAAUAAAUCUAUAAAAAAAAGAAAAGUUGUUGAACGCUUGGAUCCCUCAAGUACAAAGAAAAAAAGAGUUGUAGAUAAAGCAGAUAAAUCCAAAAAAAUGAGACUUAGUCUGGAUCGUUUUGUACCAAGGAAGCCAAAAACUGUAGACGAAGAUCCAGAAUCAUCUACAAAUAAUUUUGAUUUAUAUACAGAACGACGUUGGAGUUCUGUUUCUAAUACGUGUGAUUCAGAAAGGAAAUGUAGAACGUAUAGCGACGGUUCCUCGCAAUUAAAAUUAAUUUUAAAAGAUAACGAAGCAACAAACGAACUUCACACAGAAUAUAAUAAUAUGUUCAUUGAUGCAGAUGUUAAUUUAUCAGACGAUAGCGACGAGCAGGUCUUGUUAACAAAAAAAGAUGAUAAUAAUAUUAAUAAACGUCAAAAGCACUUGAGUUCAAAUUCGGAAGAAUUACAAAUUUUAAAUAAUUUCGAUCAAAUGCACUCAUACCCGUUACAAGGAAAGCUGACUUUAAAUAACUUUGAAACAUAUUCACACCUGGAAGUCACGUCUAUGGGCAACGAAUCCGAAGAAUACGUUACGAUACCUAAAAGCGAAUACGAAGAAAUUAAAAAUAGGGUUUCAGCAAUUGAAUCGCGACUUUCUCAAGAGUUCGGUUGCGUAAAUAAUGAGGAAACCGCGAGUUUGUCGCCACAUUCUGUGAAAAAAGUACAAACUGCAUAUGAAAAAACAUUAGAAGAAUCUUGUAUCGAAAGUACAGCGACGACAGAUUAUUUAGCUAGAAAACUUGGAAAGGAGCUCAAAAUAAGAAGAUCAGGCGAGCCUAAGAUCAUAAGAUCUCCUAGUGCUCGGAAGAUAGGUAGUCUAAGAAGACGAUCGCAAGACAGGAUUAUGAGUAAACGCGUUAGACGAACCGCUUCAUGGCAUAUUUCUCAUGGAUCGAAUUUACAGCAACUACAAUCUAACCAAGAGUCAAAUAAUGGUUAUCUUCAUAAUGAAGAAGCAUUUUUGUCAAAUCGUACAGAAGAUCGCGCCCAUUUACGACCUGUGUCUACCUCGCUUUGGGAAGAAGAAAAAAAUAAAGCCGUACUGAAUAAUGUACGCAACGAAUUUAAUAGUGGAAAGAUAUAUCCAACAAAACAUGGUGUAAAUUCUAUUGGAACUGAAGCACUUCAACCAAUAAAAAGUCGAACCCACACUACAGUACGACGAGUUUCCUCUUUCCAUGGUAGCGAGCUUACAGAUGGAGGAAUGUUUUCUAACGAAAAAGUUGAAAAAUUAAAAAAGACGAAUAGUCAGCGUAACAUUAUUUUAAACAACGCGCAUGCGACAUUGACUCCAAAGUCUGAUUGGAAAAAAUCGAAUAUGCCCUGGAAAGAUGCCGAGGGAUAUUUUAAAUCAAAAAAUCAAUCGAAUACCCCGGUUAUCCAAACUGGCCGUGCGUCGAUUGCAAAAUUAAGGACCCAGAACGCAGGAAUGGUAUUGGCUAAGGCUAAAUUGUUUGAUGAAUGUACAACAAAAGUACACGCCCAAAACACCGUGUCAAGUAAAAAGAACAAUUGGCUAAGUACAAAUAAUAAUCAAUUUACAAAUGCUCUAACAGGUUCUUGCGAAAGUACUGAAUUAUGUCGAAAAUCGAGUAAAAAUAUGAAGAAUAAAAGUACAAAAUUGAUAUUUGAAAAUUCUCCUUCCCAUAUCGCUAUGGAAACAGAAGGCACAGCUUCGAAUUUAAAUCACCAAAAAACUAAUUUGUGUUACUAUAUUCCUCAAGAUUUUGGUAUGAAAGUUUCCAAUCCAUUACAAGUAACUAUGAAUAAGCAACUCGACGUUGCAUCUGAUUUAGAACUUCAUCAGAAAGAAAACGUGGUUGCAAAAGGCCUACCUUUAAUAAAUCAAUUACCUACGGAUACGAUAUUGCCUGAAUCGAGAUUAAGUAUGUAUAAAUCCGAUGGUAAUACACUAUGUAGAACUCCGCAUAUUAAGAAACCAUUAACUGUAAAAACACCUAAAAGUGCUAAGACAUUAUCGAGAAAACCCAAUGUAGAUUCCCGUAGAACGCCUUUGAAAGCUGUUAGUCAAUUGGGAACUCCGAAAUACCAGAAUCCUAAAAGUAUAUUAAAAACACCAAGGAGUGUUAGUAGACACGCGUAGUAUGACAAUGUACAAAUCUGUUAAAAAUGUGUUCUAAAAUUUAAGCGUAAGUUUUCAAGCUUUUAUAUUAGUAUAAAUACAACAGUAUCGAUUCUAAUAUAGGAUUCCAUAUAAGCAACAGAAUAUUUUUAUUACACUUUCACUCAGAGUGCUCGUAUAAUUAGAUGUAUAAUAAGUUGUUAUACAAAUUUAUAGAAAGGAGAAUGCUAAUAAGCCUAUAGUGUACGAGCCGAGUAAGUUCAUCAAAUGAUUUUUAUAUAAUUUAUACUGAUAUGAAAGAAUUGAAAAUUUUAAGAAAAGAAACGACAAACUUUUAUAUUUUUCUUCACACCAAAAAGUUAUAUAAAAUAUUAUUAUUAUUAAAUUUUACUGUAGUGUUUGGUAUGAUAUUGUCGAAAUACUUUUAAAUAUAAAAAAGAAGCGUAUGUAUUUGUAUA
Messenger RNA from Hylaeus volcanicus, 3727 nucleotides. RefSeq names its product rho GTPase-activating protein 11A-like. The record is from RefSeq and is a predicted model, not a curated record. NCBI's taxonomy places the organism in Eukaryota, Metazoa, Arthropoda, Insecta, Hymenoptera, Colletidae. The transcript has 6 exons. Bases 141 to 3290 code for a protein of 1049 amino acids. Gene Ontology annotation, biological process: signal transduction.